GAUGAAAACAAAACAAACCUAACCCUAAAAAUUCAAAACUAAACAAUGGAUUUUUGGUAUUAUUUUCAGCUGCAAAAAGAGAAGUUGAAAAAUGUUCCUAGUUCAAAAAUAACUGAACUAAUCGACGAUGAAGGAAGAAUUGUUUCAGAUUGUGAAUUCUUCGAGUCUUUUCGAGAACAUUUACCGUUCACGCCAGAAGAAUUUUGGCAAUCAGCUGUUCAUAGUAUUAAGGAAUGUAGGAAAGAUGAAAACAUCCAAAUAAAUGAUUCAAUGAAACAAUAUAUUUUAAUCCUAAUAAGCUUUUAUACUGACAAAAAUUUCAAAUUAGAUAAUUCAGAAAGCGCAUCUCUAUUAGCUGGUGAAUUUUAUUUUCACCUCUUGAACUUGAUUGGAUCGAAAUGUUUUGAAGGCUAUAUAUACCAAAAUGUGCUUAUUUGUCUCUCUACAGAAUUUGAGCAUAAUCGUCGAAAUAUCCAAUGUCACUUAGUCUUAAAAGCCAUGAGGCAGUUUUUCAAAAAUGAAAUAUUGCCAAAUACGCAUUUGCAAACAACAUUAUUCCAGCUAUGUCAUAUGAUAGAAAAUAAAAGUGAUAAGGUAUAUUCAGAAUAUUCAAAAGAUGAUAGUGUUGAUGCAACUCAUGAGGCUUUCUAUUGUAUUAAAACUUUGUCAACUAUAAACUGGCCAUCUAAAUCACAAUUCAUGGUGAAUUAUGCUCUUCUUCAUGGGAUGAUAUCUGAUCAUCAUUCUGAACAACUGAAGAAAAACUUCAGAAAUUUAAUUAUGGAUCUCAAAUCCACCCUCAGGAGAGAAAAUUUCAGCAAUUUCCAAAACGUUUUUUUAUAUAUUGUAGUAAAAUCCAAAAUAUUUGAUGCAUUGGAAGCUAACAAGAUAAUGCUCAUAUUGGGUGAACAGUUUUUCAAAGAAACAAUUUUCAAAUUGACAACGAUGGGAGUAUCAAAAAACGUAACAAAUAAAAACAAUAUUUUGAGGCUUUUCGCUGUACUUCUUGAACAUUUGCCAACAAGUUAUUAUGAACAGUCCAAAUUGGAGGUCUUCAUACAAACAGUAUUCAAUAUUUUGGUAAUGAAUUGUAUCAACAACGAUGAAGCAAUUUCCUUGGUUUCUAAAAUUUGUCUUGUCAACAAGCCAUUCAUCAAAAAACAAUUUGAGGUCUUACUCAGCAGUCCAACUGAAUAUGUUUACGUAGAAAAUAGCCUACCAACUUUCUGUAUGAAGUUCAACAUACACUGGGUGAACAGAGUGAGAAAUAGAAAUAUAGUACUCAUAAUUUUGAGAAUAUUGAGUAUUACUUAUAGCAACAACUCCGAUAAGGAUUACGCAGGUAUACUUGCAAUGCUGGCCAACGAAGCGGAUCCUAGCGAUAUGAAAAUGUCUAUUCCAAUUUUGCUUAAUUUAUAUACAAAGUCAAAAAGUGAAAUGUCUAAACAUGUUAGCGACAAGGUCAUAGAAAUCAUGUACAAUAUGGCAAUUCACAAUUCGUCUGGCUCAAGUGAUUUUGUAAAGACUCUUUUUCAACUCGCUGUAGAGCCAACAGAAGAAAUUCUUCCGUUUAAGACUGAGUAUAUAAGUAGUCUUACCACACAUAUUCUAAAUGAUAACAAGAUAUUCAUCACCAAAGCCUAUGAAUUGAAGUUAUUAGAAUCCAAUAACAUAAAAAGACUGAUAAAUGAAAUAAUUAGGGGGGAUUACGAUUGCCUAAAGUUAACUUGUGCAGUCUUGGAGAAAUCUCAGAAUCCACAGGGGGAACAGCUCAUUUACCAUAUAAUGGCUAAAUCUUCUUUGCUGUCUGAAGCGAAAUAUACCGGUGAUUUACUAUUCAUCGUCAAUUGUGGCCUUAAGUAUUUCAUCACAUACAAAAGGAACAUAAAUUUGACGACUACUCAACACACCAAUCUUAAGGAGUUCAAAAAACUGCUUUGGGAUCGUAUUCAAAAAUUCACUCUUCCUUACAAUUCUGUUGGUGUGGGAUUCGACGUGUUAAGAUCUUUAUCGGAGUUGUUGAAGGAAAGCCUUGAUUUUCAAGUGUUUUUUCAGUCUGUCAAUUCGGAGUUGAAAGCUGCUCUACUGAAACUACCCGAGGAAUGUAAUGUGGUACCUAUAAUGUAUUCCGUUGAAUUGAUUUCCGAUAAAAAUUAUAUAAUUCCUGAAGAUACAAUUGACGUUUUGCAAACAGCAAUAGAGAAAAUAUCCGAAGCAUCUAAAAGUCAAGAGAAUUCUGCAAAUACUAAACAUAAGGUUUAUUAUUAUUGCUGCCUUACGUUUAUGGUUAGGAUGGCUAUGAGUCACUCGAAAAUGGGUAAUAAAGUAAUGGGCCUUUUAAAGUCUUCUCUGGAUUCAGAAGACUGGGACUUUAAAAUGAACGUCAUGGAUUUGAUGUAUGACUUGUGUACUUAUGUUGUUCAUAACUUCGAAGAGUUUUUACAAUAUUCAUUUCAAGAUCUCAAAUCUCUGAAUCCCGCUGUCAAAAAACAGGCAGCGGUACAUAUUGAGCAUUUUGUACGAUUAGAUUACUUGAAAUUGACCAUACAACAGUAUUGCAAAUUCAUAAGUCUGCUUGGCGAUCCCGUCAUUGAGAAGGGCCUACAAAACCUUCUUUUGAAUUUCGUCCUAAUCAAUCAGACAGUCGUGGAGAAAUAUUUUUUGCCACUUAUAAUGCACGUCAAUUUUUAUUCAGUUCAUCCUGUAUGUCCAAUGAGUCCUCAGUAUAUGCAGGACAUGAAUUGCUUGAUAAGUGCUAACUUUAACAAAUGGAAAGUUUUCUCUACCUUGUUCAGGUCUUUACCUCAACGAUCCCAAUUUCUUAUUCUAACAGAGAUCUGCAACACGUUUUUUGACCAAUUUAUUCAAGGCGAAAUGAAAAUUGAAGAUGGUAUUUGGAAUGUCUUGAGAGACGCAAUAUCUUUGUUCAAAAUCAUGGCAUACAGUUCUCUUGAUAAUGUGAAAUAUGAGGUAUUUUACGAUAAAAGAAUUAGCGAAAUCAAGAAAUAUUUGAUUGAAAAGAAAAAUCUUCCAUCAGAUACCUCAUCAAAAUACCCAGAGGCGAAAGAUACGGUUGAGAAAAUAACUUAUAAGCUUUUACACCUUUUGUUCUACACAGAAAAUGAGCAGAUUCUGAAAAAUUAUAAAUUGAAAUUAUUCGAAGCCAUUAUGUUUUGGACCUAUGAUCUACUUCCUGACAUUGCUGGAAUCUGCAAUUUGAGAAAGGAUAAUGUUUCAGAAAAAAUAUCGAAUUAUUACAUGAAAUUGGUAUCGUUCUACAAAAAUCACAAGCAGUGUUUGAAUAUAUACGAGUAUAUCUCAGAAUAUAACGAAGCGAAUCACCAUUCAGGGUGAUUCAAUAUAGGCAAAAAACCUUUGUACAUAAGUUGAAAUUGAAGUUUUAUAUUUCCGACUGAAUAAAAUCUAA
Molecule: messenger RNA, 3427 nt
Organism: Coccinella septempunctata (seven-spotted ladybird)
Lineage: Eukaryota; Metazoa; Arthropoda; Insecta; Coleoptera; Coccinellidae
Exons: 15
Coding region: 46-3354 (1102 amino acids)
Source: RefSeq, a predicted model, not a curated record